Messenger RNA from Pantherophis guttatus, 2897 nucleotides. The record is from RefSeq and is a predicted model, not a curated record. NCBI's taxonomy places the organism in Eukaryota, Metazoa, Chordata, Lepidosauria, Squamata, Colubridae.
GAAGCUCUUGGUCAGGCCCGCGGAAAUGGGCGAACAUAAUCUCCUUAAUCCUGGGUUUGUGGGACCGUUGGUGAACAUCCAUACGGGAGACACCUUCUACUUUCCCAAUUUCCGAGCCUCCGGAGGACAACUACCCGGCUUGCCGUCUCUCUCCUACCCAAGACGGGACAAUGUCUGUUCUUUGCCCUGGGCAUCCUCGGAGCCCUGCAACGGAUAUCCCCAGCCCUACCUCAGCAGCCCCGUGUCCAUUAACCCUUCCUUCAGCCGAGCCUGCGACCUAGCUAGAGUGGAAGAAAGCAAGUGCUACUAUAGGGAGGCGUGCUCCGAGAACGCGCCCCUCAAAAGGGAAGAGAGAGUUAGGGACGCUGCCUUGAUGCCCCUCGAGUCGGGCAUCCCCCACGGAAUGAGCGGCAAUUUCGGCAAAUUUGAUUAUCCGGCUCCUGAGGCGGCGGUGUCCCAUGACCCCCCUUCUUGUCAGUCGUUGGAGUCAGACUCCAGCAGCUCCUUGCUCAAUGAAGGGAACAAGGGCGCAACCAACGAGCCAUCCGCACUGGUCUCCCCUCUCAACCAAGGAAGCAAUCUGUCCGCUGGGGGUGCUCCCUGGUAUCCGAUGCACACAAGGUCCCGCAAAAAGCGAAAACCCUACUCGAAGCUGCAACUAGCCGAGCUGGAAGGCGAAUUUAUGGUCAACGAGUUCAUUACCCGCCAAAGAAGGAGAGAGCUCUCGGACCGGCUAAACCUGAGUGACCAGCAGGUGAAGAUCUGGUUUCAGAACCGACGGAUGAAGAAGAAAAGACUCCUUCUCAGAGAGCAAGCGCUGUCUUUCUUUUAGAGUUCCUCCCACCCGGAUGGGGGGGAACCGCUAAGACUCUUCCUAAGCCUUCGUGGUCGCUGAUGGUCCCGGAGACUCUUAGCUGAUGGGGGUUGAGAUUUUUUUUUUCCUUGAAUGAUAAUGUUAUUAAUAUUAAUCAGUAUCCCUUUUUUCAAAAUGCCCGGCAGUAGGCGUGGGGGGGGGGGUGGGGAGUUGUGUGCGCGCGGGUGUGUCUGUGCGAGAGCGAGCGAGCGAGCAAGAAAGCGAGAGUGUGAAUAUGAGAAAAUGUUUUUUUUCUGCCGCUCCUAAAUCUGUAGGGAAGCGCUUAGAAUGGGAAUGCGCAGAUACCAGGGAACGCCUCCCUCGGUCCGCCUGGGUUCUUGCAGCUAAAACAAGAACUUGCCAGCCAGGGUCGGGAGUGCUCCGUGAAUGCCAUUUCAGCUGGAUGGUUCUUGGCUUGGGCAAGCCGCCACACGUACCAAGCUUUCCCCAACAAGUCCCAAAAGGCUCCCCUCCCCGUUUUCUCUUUACCUGCUGACUCUCUGGCGGUCGGGUUGGGUUAGCUCGUCGGCAGGGAGAGGCGAAGGAAGGAAAGGAGCUGGAGAAGGAAGGAUUCGCUGCCCGCUGCUCGGCGGAGGAGGGAUGCGGGAGGGGGGGGGGAGGUUGUCCUGUUGGGAUUUUGUUAUUCGCUGGAGGGAAAAAAACAAAACAAAGCAGGCGUGGAUGUGACCUUGGACUGAAAUCACUCGGAAACCCAUUCUCCCGGAGGCUUUGGCGAGCCAGCUUUACAGGUUUGGUCAGAACUGGCUUUCAAGGCGCGAUUCGGGAAGAGGCGACUGUGGCAACCAGGUGAGCUGGAUAUCUCCGUCUCUAUCGACGCAGAUGGUACAGAUUAUCUACCCAGCUGUCUGUCUACCCAUUGUGGUGGGGAUGGUGGUGGGGAUGCUCAGGCAAUGGAAGGGGGGGGGCUGGUGCUACUCGGGAGUUAUUGUCCUGGAAGUCACUGCGGCAAGAGAGUGGGACCGUUCACUCAGCUUCCCCAGAGUGGUUCACGGGCUAUAAUUAUCUGUAGGUACGUGUAUGUGCGUAUGUAUGUAUGUGUGUGUUUGUGUGGGGGUGUGCGUUGUCUUUAGUGAGAUGACCUUCUACAGCAUUGGUAAAGUUUUUUUUUUAAAGGAAAAUUCUUAAGGAAGUGACCUCAUUUUAUUGUAUGUGUUUGUUUUAUCCGUGAACUGAGCCUUUCGAAGGCUGCCUUCCGCGUAAACGGGCUGCCUUCCUUGCAAUCUCCCCCCCCCCCCCCCCCCCCCGCGCAUUCUGCUCCCUGCCUGCCUCUCUCCCCUAAUAGAAUGCUUAACAAUAAUUUCAAUUUGUGCUUUAAUAAUAGCUCGGUUGAAGGAGAGGUUGUGCUGUUGAUUGUGCCCUUCUAUUUAUUGACGGUUAAGAAGGUGGUGAGAAGCGUGGGGGGGGGAGAUGGCCCCCUUUUUCUAUAUACAUUAACCACAGUGGAACUAAUUAAGCUAUUAAUAGCAUUUCCCGCUUGCAUGAUAGGUGCCCUCUAAUAUUAGUGCAUUUAUCAGUGAUUUCUGUGGUUAAAUGAACACCAAAAGGGGGUGUUCCCCUUGUCCUAUCACCCCCACUCUUUUAAUAUGUCUUAUAUUUACACUGUGAAGCACAGAAUAGGAAGAAAAGCAGUAUGGAAGCCCUGUUUUCUCCCCCCCUCCCUCAAAAUUCAAGAGAUUUCUGUCUGCGCCUGCACGCCCUUUUCUCGGAUCUCUGUACGCGCGCGCGUGCACACACACACACACACACACUUGAUUUCCAUUCCCGAUUUGCCAUAGGUAGCACCUGCCAACUGUGAACAUUUAUGGAGUGUGUCGCGUUAUUUCUCUCCUUUUUCUGACCCACCCACCAUGCAUGGCUCCCACUACAGAAUCCACUCGUGCAGAUAGGGGUGAUUUCCACCCAGCUCUUCAAGUCUGCCACCGACUCUCCCCCAGGGUUUCAUCUGCAUUUUUUUUCUUCUUACCAUCUAGAGCAGGACAGGAGAGAGAGAGAGAGAGAGAGAGAGAGAGAGAGAGAGAGAGAG